Molecule: messenger RNA, 2856 nt
Organism: Oreochromis aureus
Lineage: Eukaryota; Metazoa; Chordata; Actinopteri; Cichliformes; Cichlidae
Product: tripartite motif-containing protein 29-like
Exons: 2
Coding region: 398-1384 (328 amino acids)
Molecular function (GO): zinc ion binding
Source: RefSeq, a predicted model, not a curated record
UACUGUGUUUACCCUGCUGUCCACCUUCCUAUACCUCUAUUCAUUCCCCUUCAUGUUCAUGUUUUUUGUUCAGUUUAGUUUAGUUUGUCUCAGUAUAGAUUAGUUUUGUUCCUGGUUGCCAUUUCCACCUUGUGCCGUGUUCUACAAAAAACGACCUUCGCAUCUCAGGAUAUUGAGAAAUCAGCAGAUGGCCAAUUACCUUUGUUUGUGUUCAAAGGGUUAAACAAAGGGCGUCUACGUCAAACCGUUCCACUUCCUGGACUGUGUCAAAGCCUGAUAACUCCUCCCUCUUCUUCCUGAAACACUGUAAAUGUUUUUCCCUGUUCCCUGGGUAUAACAAACAUGUGGUAAUAUUUAGGAGCCAACAGGCUCCAUUCACUACAGAAAAAAUAUCAGAAUGCCUUCGUUCCUGCCAGAGAGAGACAGAGGAGAAAUGGCACAGAAAGGAGUUCAGCUGGACCAAGAAACCUUCUCUUGUUCCAUCUGUGGACACAGCUACUGCAGGAACUGUAUUAAAUCUCACUUUGAUGAAGAGGACAGGAAGGGAAUCCACAGCUGCCCUCAGUGCAGGAAGACUUUCACACCGAGGCCUGUCCUGGAGAAAAACAUCGUGUUAGCAGCUUUAGUGGAGAAGCUGAAGAAGACUGGACUCCAAGCUGCUCCAGCUGAUCACUGCUAUGCUGGACCUGAAGAUGUGGCCUGUGAUGUCUGCACUGGGAGGAAGCUGAAAGCCAUCAAGUCCUGUUUAGUCUGUCUGGCCUCUUACUGUGAGAAACACCUCCAACCUCACUAUGAUGCAGCUCCAUUAAAGAAACACAAGCUGGUGGCCCCCUCCAAGAAGCUCCAGGAGAACAUCUGCUCUCGUCAUGAUGAGGUGAUGAAGAUUUUCUGUCGUACUGAUCAGCAGAGUAUCUGUUAUCUCUGCACAGUGGAUGAACAUAAAGGCCAUGAAACAGUCCCAGCUGCAGCAGAAAGGACUGAGAAGCAGAAGGAGCUCGAGGUGAGACGACUAAACAUCCAGCAGAGAAUCCAGGAGCGAGAGAAAGAUGUGAAGCUGCUUCAACAGGAGGUGGAGGCCAUCAAUGGCUCUGCUGAUAAAGCAGUGGAGGACAGUGAGAAGAUGUUCACUGAGCUGAUCCGUCUCAUCCAGAAAAGAAGCUCUGAUGUGAAGCAGCAGGUCAGAUCCCAGCAGGAAACUGAAGUGAGUCGAGUCAAAGAGCUUCAGGAGAAGCUGGAGCAGGAGAUCGCUGAGCUGAAGAGGAAAGACGGCGAGCUGGAGCAGCUCUCACACACAGAGGAUCACAACCAGUUUCUACACAACUACCCCUCACUGUCAGCACUCAGUUCUCCGGGGGAGAACUACGCGCCUUCACUAACAUGCUGAAUGUGGCCUUCAUAGGCUCUGAUUGGCUGUUAAUAACUAAGUACCCCCAUGUGGGGUGACCUGAGUGGGGCAUUCGAUUGCAAUAGGAACUUUGAUAUUUUGCUGAUGUAAACAAUGAAAAUAGAGUAUUUUUCUUUAUCUCUUCUUAUGUUAUUGGUGUCAUCUACUUGUGUUUUUUCCACCUCGGCUACAGAUGUUCAUGUGAGAAUCAACAAAUAAUAGAUCUAAUUGAAGUGAAAUUGGAUAAAAGUGAAGUAUAUUUAUAUAUGAUGAAAUUAAUAAAAAAAAAUCAUGUAAUGUUCCUCACAGAAAAGAAGAAAAUGUAAUGAAGUGAUUGCUAAGUUUAGACUUUCUUUUUAAAUCAUGUUUGUAAUAAAGUCAGAGAAAGGGAGGAUAAGGUGUCAUGGUGAUUGGAUGUGCGGAGAGAAAGAGGGGAGCGAGAGGGAUGCAAAUGGCCAUUUGGCAAAGUAUAAAAGAGUGUAGGAACAUUCAGCAUUGUUACUUCCUCUAGUUCUUGUGAUGAACAGAAGAUGUCAUCUAAAGAGUCGCCUCUAGGAUUCUACACUUAGAAUUUAUACCGUGUAAUGCCAGAGGAGCAACAACUACCCAACACUAUGGACCCAUAAAUUGGAUCAUGUUUUAAUUUGUUUCUGCUCAUUUUUGCCAUGUUGGAUUAUAAAUUCAAGGGGAUUAGGAUUGGGAUUUCCAAUUUUUCAACUUCCAAGAACUAUUGGAUUAUAUUCACACAAAGAUAGACACAUCAUUGCCAAGGUGUGCACAUUUCUGCUCUCCAAUCUCUCUCCUCUCAAAGAUCAGAACAAAGUCAGCAUUAGUUCAGAGUAGGUUGAUUAGAUAAGUAUAAUUCAGGUGAUUUGAUUGUUUGACAUACUACCGUAUCACUCCAAUAGAGCAUUUUGCUCUUGGACUUCAGGCUUUCUUUUUGUUCCUAGGGUAUUAAAAAGUAGACUAGGGAAGCAGAGCCUUCAACCUUCAGGCCCCUGUUCUACGGAAUGAGACCUAUCCUCCUCGCUGUACUCAAGACAAGCUCAAACCUCCACUCAGUGGCAGAUUCAUGUUUUGCUUUUGUGAAGUUUUUUCUCAUGUUAACCUAUUGCUCCCUGUGUCUUCAGUUGUUCGCACCCUCAGAUCAGCAUUUACACCCUCUGGUUAUUCUCCUGGUUUCUCUGACCCCAGUCUUCUCUGCCAGUUUGUUAUCAGUCAGGUACUGACUUGGUGGCUCCUGAAGUCCAUUCCUCAGCUCUCCAGAACUAAAGAAGAGGUCAGAUACCUGUGAUUAGUUUGGGCUGUCCUCCCACCUGUUGCUUGUUUGUUUAUUAUCCCUUUCUCUUGCCAUUUGUUGUGUUCUCCCCCAUCCAUUCUACCUUGUGUUUCCUUCCUAUUUCCAUGUUUCCCUUGUAAAUGUAUAGUUUUUGGUUUCUGUUUUGACCUGCAUUAUUUUUUACCUUGUUAAA